GUCAGUUAUCACCUUUGAAAGAGAAAGAAUGUAAAUUACAGGAAGAAAAAAAUAGUUUCUCCUCUCAACAUCAAUAUCCUCAGGCAGAGAUCAAUCUAAGUAAAAAAGCCAGUGAGAUGGACUUCCAAACAAGUCAAUCCAAGACCACCCCUGGUAAAAGGAAAAUGUCCGAGGCAUCAAUGAUUGUGUCGUCUACGUCCAGGUUUUCUGUGCAGAGUCCAUUUCCCUUAAUUAGUACUUCCACUCCACGAAAAGGGAAGAUUAAAACCCCUCUUCAGAUGAUGAGCUUAGUGGAAAGAAAUGAAGUUUUCUCAGUACCUGAGACAAGCGCUAUGAAGGCUGGCCGAAAAGAUAAUUGUGCACCUCUAAUUUCUGCAACCAAGGCUCUUAAUAGGAAUACUUCUCUUGAGAAGCAAAUUCCAGCUGAGAAAAUGAAAAAUAUGAUCCACGGUGAGGAAGAUCUGGAUAUCAAUGGAAAGCAAAAUUUAGAUGAGUUAAGUGAUAUUGUUCCUGAUUCCCAACCACCAGUAUAUAAAAGUGACAAAUCAUUAUUGCCUGGCCUUUCAAACAAUUUUGUUGCUGAAAUUAAAACUCAGAAAAAAACAAAGUGCUGGAUACCUGAAACAAUAAUAACUCAAUGUCAGAAGAUUACUGCGUCAGAAAGUAUAGUAUAUCAAGCUGCUAAUCUAAGUGACAGAGCUGCUAAGCAAAGAGCUUUUGCUUCAAUAUUUUCAAUGACUACUUCCGAGUUAAGAAAUAAACAGCAUUGCAGUGGCAAAAUCAUAGAGGAGCAACACAGCAAAACCAAUAAAAUACCAGAUUCACAAACCAAUGUUAAGCAUUUAGAUGAGAAAAUACCAAAAAGUAAAAGCAGAAAGAGUGUUUUCAACACAUCUGAAAUAUCACUUCCUGCUACCAAAAAGAAUAAUAGUUCACUUACAACUUCAAGGCACUCUAAAUCAAUGUCUGAAAUGAAUGAUCAUGAUAUUAGAUUGAAUGUAUCACCUGCUGCAAAAGAGACUGCUAAUAAGAAAACUGAUCAAAUAAAUUAUGAGAAGAAAACAAAAUCAAAAGAUGUGAUUGAAGCAGCAGAAAUGUUAAUAAGUAAAAUCAACAAAAGAUAUAAAGAAAAGGAUGGUAUAAAAAAUACAGCAAAAUUGUAUCAGUCAUUUUCUGAUAGGAGCAUGCUGUUAAAUAAAAUUGAUAGCGAUGACAAGAAAAAAAGACAGAAUAGAAGGACUGGAAAUUUCAGAACUACACCACACAACAAUACUAAUAAACAAUCUGUGGAUGAUGUCUAUGACUUUAAUCAAAGUGGAUUUGAUGAACCUACAAUAAAGCUUGGAGUCCAGGAAUUACAUCAUAUUAGUUUAGAAGCUACUGAUGUACUCCCAAAGAAAAUGGCUCAGAAAAAUGAAACAAGUAUAACCCAAAAGAAGCAAGAAAAGAAGGGCAGGACAAAUAGAAAGUACAAGCAUCUUUUUAGUGACACAGACACCGAAUAUAGAGGUGAUGAUAACAACACAGAUAUUAGCUGGUUAAGGGAAUCAAAUAGAAAGCCUAAACCUCAGCUCGUAAAUUACGGCAGAACCAGAAAACCAAGGAAGUUCCAAACUCUGGAACCAGGCAAGAUGUUUAUUUAUUACAAAGCCUAUAAAUCAGAUUAUUUUCCUGUAAUUAAAAUGCUGUUCUCUUGGGGCCAAUUCAAAUAUUGGUAUUUACAUGAAUCUUGGUAGGAACGCUCCCUCAAGUUUUCAAGCAGGAGAUUUGCUAGGCAGAAAACAAUCCAACUAAUGUUCAUCCUUCCACAACACACUCAUACACAAUUGAUAAUAUUAGCUUUUGGUAUAGGUCAAACACUGUUAUCUCCUUGCAAUUAUCCAUGUCUGGUUGGAUUUUUAAUAAAAAAUAGACCUAGAAAUUGUUGAACUUAAGUGAAAUAGAACAGCUUUAUAUUUGCCUGCUAAAUACAUACUCAAAAGUAAGAUCUGCUGAGAUUAGUGAUAUUCACAAGGAGGAUUGGCCUUAAAUUAUUUAUUUGUAUUAUACACACAGAGAAAAACGCAAGGUUUUUUUGCUGUCUCUCAGAUUUUCAAUUUAUUGUGCAUAAAGCAGCUCUAAUUCAUUUCUGAAAUUGGAUAUUCUAUUUCUUCUUGUCAUUUCUGAUUAGAAUACAUGCUUCCUUUCCCCUAAAAGCAUAAAAGUACUUUUAAAAUAUGGCUUAUUUUUCAAAUUGCAUUUUAAAAAGAAUCUUCUAUACUUUCUAAUCCUUUUGUGAACUUUUUCUGCUUUGUUUUUUUGUUCUCACUCUUGCAAAUGCACAGAACUAGAGGUAUGUACAUAUGUAUGUACUGUAUAUGUCCCAAAACAUCCCUACUCUUAUAUUGAGGCUAUACCUUUGCUUCUGAGUAGAACACACUUUGCAUAGUUAAAUUACAUUCUAACAAACUACAUUCCAAUAAGAAAACAUUAAAACAUUUUAUCCUAAGUGUAUUUUUACGUCACUUGAUUUUUGCAUCUUGUUAUU
Molecule: messenger RNA, 2527 nt
Organism: Thamnophis elegans (Western terrestrial garter snake)
Lineage: Eukaryota; Metazoa; Chordata; Lepidosauria; Squamata; Natricidae
Product: synaptonemal complex protein 2-like
Exons: 14
Coding region: 117-1736 (539 amino acids)
Source: RefSeq, a predicted model, not a curated record